This is a messenger RNA of Saprolegnia diclina VS20, 759 nucleotides long. RefSeq lists its product as hypothetical. The transcript has 6 exons. The record is from RefSeq and is a predicted model, not a curated record. Bases 1 to 759 code for a protein of 252 amino acids. Lineage: Eukaryota; Oomycota; Saprolegniomycetes; Saprolegniales; Saprolegniaceae.
AUGGAGGCCAAGACGAUCCCGGAGCUGAUCAGCAUCCUGCAUCAGUGCGAAGGCUCGCUGCUCGUCGAAGCCGCGGUCGUACGUCUCGGCAACCUCGCCGCCUUCACGCCGCUUCAGCACCAGAUCGCAGCGCAAGGUGGCAUCGCGGCCCUCACCGAGCGGCUCGCCGAUAUGGACUGUACGCGAUCUUGCGCCACAGCGAUCUUCAGUGCGCUCGCCAACCUCGUCGUCAACGACACCAACCACCACGUGAUCGGAGCGCCUAGCAACCUCGACAUCUUCCUUGGCUGGUACACGGACGACGACGUGCCCACGAAGCUCGCAUGCGCCCGCCUCCUCAAGAACCUCUCCAUGUGGGAGUUUUACGCGACCGAGCUCCUCGGUCGUGACGCGCUUCCAUCAAUGGCCCGAGACCUUUUCCAACGGCAAUGUCCCUCGCUCGACGACCUCCUACUGCAAUGUUGGCUCAACAUGCAAAGUACGACCAUGUCGCUUGCCCAGCUGCAGACGAUGCUCGAUGCCAUCGAGGGACACACGCCUGCGACCGAGCGCGCCAAGGAGACCGUCCUUCGCCUGUUAUUGCAUAUGUCCAAGCGAGACGAAGCGUUCGGUGGUUUUGGCCAACACAUCGUGGCUUGCUUGACGUCGCUCGACUAUUUCUUGCUCGAUGACGACGCAGCACACGCGCGCUACGGCCAUAACGAGCUGCGUCGGUGGUUUGCCGAGCAAACCGACCACGAAAAGGCAUGGGACACGUAA